AUGAAGUUCUCUGCCACACUUCUCUCCUUCUUGGCUUUAGCAGUCGCCAGCAAUGCCUUGCCUCAAGGACUAAACCAACCAAUCUUCAGUUGCGCCGCUCCUGAAUUCGGAGGCUGUUGCGAGAGAUUUCUCGCUGAUGGAACUGGCGUUGGAUGCAACAAAGCCGACGUCCUCAUCAAUGGUGCCGAUGUGCAAUAUACUUGCAAUGACGCCGAGACAGAUCAAGGACUUCCGGCUUGCUGUGAACAAAUCAACACACCUCCAGGAACCCACAUCGGCAUUCUUCUUCCUUGCCAACAAACCUCUGCCGGAUACUAA
Mollisia scopiformis is the source of this 318-nucleotide messenger RNA. RefSeq lists its product as uncharacterized. NCBI's taxonomy places the organism in Eukaryota, Fungi, Ascomycota, Leotiomycetes, Helotiales, Mollisiaceae. The record is from RefSeq and is a predicted model, not a curated record. Bases 1 to 318 code for a protein of 105 amino acids. The transcript has 3 exons.